Cuscuta epithymum is the source of this 549-nucleotide messenger RNA. The record is from the annotation of a GenBank genome assembly. NCBI's taxonomy places the organism in Eukaryota, Viridiplantae, Streptophyta, Magnoliopsida, Solanales, Convolvulaceae.
AUCGAGUCCAAGCUUCUCCACGCCUCCGUCACCGCCAGUGUGGUGCUCGGGGAGCACAUUCGCAGAGUGGAGCAAAUGCGCCUCCGGAAGGCGCAAGAUGACGAGGCCCUCCGCAAGCUUGUUGUGAAGAACACGGAAGCCAUCAGGAAGAUGGCCGAGCUUGAGGAAUCCCUUCGGAAGGCGACCGAGGGGAUGGAACAGAAGUUAAAGGCCGCUGAGGCCAAGGGCAGAGCCGCCGCUGAGGCGUCCGCCGCCGAGGCCGCCAAGACCGCCGCCAUUAAGGCUGAGGAGGCACAGAGGGAGGCGGUACUCCAAGCCCGGGAGGAGGCGAUUUCUGCCUUUGUUGCUGAUGGUUGGAAAGUCGAGGACCGGAGGCCGUGGGUAGACUCCGUUGUUGAGGCUUCGGUUGAUGCCUGGGUGGGAGGCCCCGGUGCGAUGUGGCUGGCCCGAAAGGGAAAAGAAUACUACGAUGGUGGUGAGUUCUUUACCCAAUGGCUCGUCUACCGGAGGCUUGCCAGGCAUUCCGGGGUGGACCCCAAGGACUUCAAC